CUGCCUCGGUCUGAAAUUUGAACGUCGAGUCUUCUUUCCAUCCACGCUGCGCUGCCUUUGAUGUCGCUUGUCGCCGACGCGUUCCCUCCACUUGCAUUCGCCCUAAAGCCCUAAACCCCCGUCGUCAUCGUCGUCGUCCAGUGAACUAAUCAGAAGAACAUGGUGAGACUCACAGUCGAUUUAAUCUGGAAAAGCCCUCAUUUCUUCAAUGCCAUUAAGGAGCGAGAACUGGACCUUCGAGGAAACAAGAUAGCAGUUAUAGAAAACCUAGGUGCCACCGAGGACCAAUUUGAUGCCAUUGAUUUGUCUGAUAAUGAGAUUGUAAAGCUGGAAAAUAUGCCAUAUCUUAAUCGAUUGGGCACAUUGCUGAUCAAUAAUAAUAGAAUCACUCGUAUUAAUCCAAAUAUUGGAGAGUUCUUGCCAAAAUUACACACGUUAGUUCUUACGAACAACAGACUUGUGAACUUGGUAGAGAUUGACCCGUUGGCAUCCCUUCCAAAACUUCAGUUUCUUAGUUUGUUAGACAACAAUAUUACGAAGAAGCCAAACUAUAGAUUGUAUGUCAUUCACAAGUUAAGGUCACUCCGGGUGCUUGAUUUCAAGAAAGUCAGAAACAAGGAGAGAUUGGAGGCUAGGAAUUUAUUUUCAUCAAAAGAAGUUGAAGAAGAGGCAAAAAAGGAAUCUGUGAAGACUUUUGUUCCAGGUGAGGUAGAGAAUGCAUCCAAACCUGUGGAGGAGAAACAAACUUCAACCAUGUCUGCACCAACACCGGAGCAAAUUAUAGCUAUUAAGGCGGCCAUUGUUAAUUCCCAAACUCUUGAAGAGGUUGCAAGAUUGGAACAGGCACUAAAGUCAGGUCAGCUACCUGCAGAUUUGAAUCUUUUGGAAGAUAAUACUGUGACAAAUACCACAAAAGAUACAGACGAUAAGACAGUGUCUGAUGGUGGAGAUGAAGAAAAUGUAUCCAAGGAUGCAAAAGAACAAUCGAAUGAUGAAUCUACACCUAUGGAGCAGGAAUAGUAGAUAAUCGUUGCUCGUACGACUUGGUGGCUCAUCUAUUAGCUUUCAUCGAUUGGUGAUCCUGUUGGGCUGAUUUGUGGACAUUUUAAAGAAUUUUGAGAAGUCCAAGCACGGCGGGGACGUUAGACCUCUACUUCGCCUCUUUUUAGGAGUUGGUUUUUUUUUCUCUCUUCUAGUUUCUUUUCCUUGUUUGGGUAAAAUUUUUUUUAAAUAUAUGUAUGGAUAGAUAUCAGGACUUGAAAAUGGUUUAUGUUGUAUCUUCGACGCUCGUAAUUGCUUUGAAUUUUUCUUCUUUAAAAAAUGUACGGAUAUUUGGC
Molecule: messenger RNA, 1337 nt
Organism: Cucurbita maxima (winter squash)
Lineage: Eukaryota; Viridiplantae; Streptophyta; Magnoliopsida; Cucurbitales; Cucurbitaceae
Product: U2 small nuclear ribonucleoprotein A'
Exons: 8
Coding region: 160-1020 (286 amino acids)
Biological process (GO): mRNA splicing, via spliceosome
Molecular function (GO): U2 snRNA binding; protein binding
Source: RefSeq, a predicted model, not a curated record